GACCCAGAUUACUGCAAAAAAAUGUCUUCGUCACCAGAGUCUCCUUGUCAAAAAUGGGCGGACCGUCGUAAAUUGACCCGUCAACGUGAUCCUUGUCGAAGCAAAAAAUGUCAGCUUGAAACGGGCCCAUCCCUGGACAAAAUUCGCUGCCAAAGUCACUCCGUUCAAGCCCAAUUAUUGGAGCUACUUCACAAGCCCAAAAAUGGGAAUAAAUUUCAUCCCUCCCUUGGUCACAAUAAAUGUAAACGGGCCGCCCUUGCGCAGGCCCAAAACUGGGAAGAAAAUUCUCGAUCUCUCGGAUGCGUCUCUGCCAAUCAGUUUUUCUCUGCUCUGCGCCCAAAUCGCGGUACCAGACAUCUCGCUUCCAAUCCC
Messenger RNA from Striga hermonthica, 372 nucleotides. NCBI's taxonomy places the organism in Eukaryota, Viridiplantae, Streptophyta, Magnoliopsida, Lamiales, Orobanchaceae. The record is from the annotation of a GenBank genome assembly.